Messenger RNA from Alosa alosa (allis shad), 2412 nucleotides. RefSeq names its product lebercilin LCA5 (gene lca5). Gene Ontology annotation, cellular component: axoneme. NCBI's taxonomy places the organism in Eukaryota, Metazoa, Chordata, Actinopteri, Clupeiformes, Clupeidae. Gene Ontology annotation, biological process: intraciliary transport. The record is from RefSeq and is a predicted model, not a curated record.
AAACGGGACAAGCGGUGGGAGGAUUCCGACAGCUCGCCGGGGGACCAUGACCACGACCAUGACCUGGACCGGGAGUCCAGGCUGGAUCGGGCCCGCACCAGAACCAAGGAGCCAGCGGAUGUGGACCGGGAUCGGGAUCCUGAUCGGGACCACGUGUCAGACAGGGAGGGGAGUAGCGGGUCGUUCUACUCGGAAGAUUGCGACAAGCUGACGCCGUCUGAACGUUCCAUCUCGCCGGGUUCUGCGUCUGCGAGUCCGCGGCGGCCAGCACCAGCCAGAAAAGUGUCCAGCAGCCCACUGCACAGAGCGGGUUACCGUAGGGGAGCAUCUCACCCUCCACAUGUUAAAGGUCAGCCUAAGGGCGUCUCUCGCCUUCCACAUCUCAAAGGUCAUCGUAAGGGCGGCUCUCGCCUGCUGCGCCCGGGCAUGCAGCACGCCCCUCACCGCUGGGGUUGCGCCAGCCUCGGUGCCCAGGGGGGUGGUGCCGGGGGCCAGCGCACCUCCAGCCUGACCAAGGAGCCUCCUGCACGCGACCUGGACUUGGUCACCAAGCGGCUGCUGUCGGCGCGGCUGCUCAAGAUCCACGAGCUGAAGAACGCCUUCGCCGAGCUGCAGCUGCAGACCGACCAGCUGCGCACCGAAAACCGACUGCUCCGGCAGCUGCAGCUGCGCCAUGAGAAGGCUCUUAAUCGCUAUAGCGACACGGAGAGUGAGAUCGCCCAGCUGCUGGCGCGGCACAACAACGAGGGCGAGCUCUUGGAAGGCCUGGGCGGGCGGAGCCAGGAGCGCCUGGGCGCGACGGCCGAAGGGGUCAGCUGAGGCGGACGACUCCAAGCGCAGCCUUGAAAGCUCCACAAACUCUGGCCCGGCUCGCCCGAUGACCAGAGGCUCGGAGAGAGGGAGGAGCUGACCCGCAGGCUGGAGGCCAGCCAGCAGAGGGCACAGGAGAGCGAGCGCAAAGUCAAGGAGCUGGAGCGCAACAUGGAGCUGAGCAGCGGGAGCUUCCAGAGGCAGCUGGCGGGGGAGAGGAGGAGAACGCAUGAGGCGCAGGAGGAGCUGCGCUCCCUACAGGAGGAGGUGGACAGACUCACGCUCAAACUCAAGGAGAAGGAGCGAGAGCUGGACACCAGGAACAUCUAUGCCAACCGCAUGCGGCACACACCAGCCUCUAGGAAAGACACCGACAGCGCCGCCAAGAAGAAAGUGCCCAGCAGAAGUAACAGUAAGGCGGUGCAGACAGAUGACCGGGCGCUCUCUCUGGACUUCCCCUCCCCUCCACCCGCCAUCACCGACGGCAACGAGCUCCCUGAGCACAGGACCGAUGACUACCUCUCACUCAAGAUUCACCAGCCUCGGGAGUCGCCAUCUCACAGGGUCACUAAGGAACUACAUAACGGAGAACUGACGCCGAAGGAGGCAAACGCUGCAAGGGAUCGAGAUCAGGAACGGGAACGGGAGCGGGAGCUGGAUAGGGAGAGAGAGAGGGAGCGAGGGAGAGAAAGAGAGAGGCUGAAGAAAGAGAGGGAGGACAAGGAGAGGGAGGAGAAGCAGAGGUUCAACCAGGAGCUGAGCACUCUGGAAGAGAAGGCCAAAAGACUCCGAGAUGAUAAGUUAGCGGCACAUGCGCCAGUGCUCCCCGACAUCCCCUCAGUGGAGGGAGCUGGCCCGGCUGUUCAUGAGCUCAAACACUGGGAAAAGGAGGAUGACACCAGGAAGAAGCAUGGUCUCUCCAUCUCCCAGAAGGAAGAAGAGAACAGGAAGAAGCGUGACCUCAUACAGGAAGAGGUAGUUAAGGCUAAAGACGCCGAGAGCCCCACAGCCACUGUGGCCAAGCAGGAGACUGCGGAGGACGAGAGACUUCGUAAACAGCGCCUCCUGGCCAAGAUGCGCGAGAUUGACCAGCAGAACCAGGGAGGCGAUCCGGAUCGGUUCUUCUCCGAGUCGGCGGGGACCGCCUCCUCCCGAGGCCCCGUCCCUCCCUGGGUCUCUGAGCCACGGAACCAGAACCAGUCCAUCUUCAGUUUCACGGAGCCGGCGGAGAGCGUGAGCCUGUGGGGGGGUUCGGAGCCGGCGGCCGGCGGGGCCAGUGGGGGGGUUGCGGGCAGUGGAGAAGGUGUGACUGGGGCACGCAGGGCGACUCUCAGGGGCGCCCAAAAGUCCAGCGAAGAUGACGGCUUCUCCUUCGGCAGCUACGCGCCAUCCUUCGGUCGACCCACUCAGAGAGCCGGCCUUAGCUCCACCUCCACAUCCACCUCCACGUCCACCUCCAGGAGCCGGCCGGAGGUCAGCCCCAAACCAGUGCUCGACGCUGGGCUCGACGCCGGGCUGGACCUGGGCAUGAAGGACCGCAAGUCCAACCUCCUGCAGCAGCUCUUUGGACUUACACAAACUCUCCUCUUUGGACAGAAGUAA